CGUUCAUACAGCCAUCCUCACUAAAUCCCGAUGGGCAAAAAGUCCAACUUCACUGGCCUCUCGCGAUUCGUUCACCAAGCUUUCGGAGAUCAGGAAACAACGACAAAGAAAACCGAUGAAUCCUUCCAACAUCCAGCAAAGAGGCGCAAAGUCGAGACAGGCACCGUCGUAGCCAUCCACCGCGGCGCCGAGGGGCUGGUCCCGCACUACAGGUCUGCGGAGGAGGUCCCUGAACAUCUUCAAAAGUACUUCUCGCAGCGCAAGCGCUACUUCUCGCUGUAUGACCAGGGCUGUCUGCUCGACGAGGAAGGCUGGUACAGCGUCACUCCCGAGCGCAUCGCGGACCAGAUAGCGGAGCGAUGUCGGUGCGACACGGUGCUGGAUGCAUUUUGUGGGGUCGGGGGGAACGCCAUCGCGUUUGCGAAGACGUGCGAGCGAGUCAUUGCGCUAGACACAUCACCAGUGAGACUCGCAUUGGCGCGACAUAACGCUCAGAUCUACGGCGUUGCAGACCGCAUCGAGUUCAUUCUCGCAGACUAUAUAUCCUUCGCAGAGUCGUAUCUCUCCCGCGCCUCUGGCAACGGGAAGCGCGACAUCGACAUCGUCUUCCUCAGUCCACCCUGGGGCGGUAUCUCGUACCUAACGAAUCCACAAGACUCACCGGACUCAGACGAAAGCGACGUUUCCCUCGUACGCCAUCCGGAGUACAGUCUCGCGAGCGUCAAGCCGAUACAUGGGGCGGAUCUGUUUCACUUGACGCGUAGAAUCACGCCAAACGUGGCCUACUUCCUGCCCAGGCAUACGAGUUUGGACGAGCUGUCUGCGCUGCUGCCGUCUUCAGAUGCAACGAGCGGAGGAGAUGAUUCCCAGCAGGAGAUACUCGAGAUUGAGGAAGAGUGGAUGGGCUCCAAGUUGAAGGCGCUGACAUGCUACUUUGGUGGUCUCGCUGCUGGACAAGAACAUUUGUUCUGAGGGCUACAAUACUAGAACUGUAUCUAAUGUGCUGUCGAUAUUCUUUGCUCGCUUUCCGCACACUGUCCUUUGAAUGUCACCGUC
This is a messenger RNA of Coniophora puteana RWD-64-598 SS2, 1056 nucleotides long. Its product is annotated as Tgs1 protein. The record is from RefSeq and is a predicted model, not a curated record. Bases 31 to 972 code for a protein of 313 amino acids. Gene Ontology annotation, cellular component: nucleus. NCBI's taxonomy places the organism in Eukaryota, Fungi, Basidiomycota, Agaricomycetes, Boletales, Coniophoraceae. Gene Ontology annotation, biological process: 7-methylguanosine RNA capping; 7-methylguanosine cap hypermethylation. Gene Ontology annotation, molecular function: RNA cap trimethylguanosine synthase activity. The transcript has 3 exons.